CGGGUGCAGCCGCCACCGCUAGCUACUAGCGUCUCUCCCGUCGAGUGGCGACACGAAUAGUACAGUAAUGCUAUGAUUGCGGCGAGCAAGGCGACAAGUCGGUGGACGGUCGGCUCCGCUCAGCCAGAAGGGAAGGAGGCCAAGGGUGAAAAAUUACCGUCUGCAUGCUGUACUGGACUGACUCGGUGUGGCUCGGCUGACCUUGUGCUUGCGUGGAGUUUAGGGCUUCGGAUUCUUGCCGUAAAGAUUAUGGAGCCUUGUCGGGGUUCUACAUAAAGGCAACAGCCAAUAUACGAAUCUCGGGACGGGGAAGCGUGGGGGAAAAGAGUGGCUGCUCGAGUCGGAACUCCCAACUGGGGAGGGAUCUUCAAAUAAGCCCGCCGACUACGGGUAGCCUUCAAGAAGAUGUUGUCGAGAUGCAUGGGAACACCAGCAGAUAGUGUGCAGCAGGUGUUACUGGAUGACACAUAUCCACAGUGGUCAUACUAGUUCACGUAGCUCUAUCACCUCACAGUGGUCGAACUGGUCUUGGGCACUGCGAACGACUCGUAGAAGGUUUUUGGCGGUCGGCAUGGUGUCGGCUGAAUCAAGCCGCUCCCAGUUCCAUCCAUUCUCGAGGGAAGGUGAAGCCGAGCAGCACUCGUUUCGCCAAUGGGGUAACCUCCCCAGCCCAACACCAGAGCUGCUCGCACCGCAACGCUCGGGGCGCUCCGAUCCGAAAAUCGUACAAAUUGCGGUGGCCCUCGAUCCACUCUUCCAGCACGCGAAAUCUCUGCUAGCGCGAAAUCUUUCACUUGCAAGAACCUUUCUCACAUCACGACGCUACUCUUCUUUCUCCCGACUGGCUGGAACGCGCGAAUUGGAAUCACACCACCACUCUUCUCAAAACUAGGUCGAAACACGAACUACUACUCCUUCAAGCUAUCAUGAUGGCAGCGUUUGCCGCGCAUCAUUCCCCGUCCCUGCCGACGGUGUUCGUGGUCUGCCUUCUCACGCUCGCCGUCCUUUCUUGCACGCACGCCGACGACGGCGGCGGCGAUGACGCUGCCGAUCUCCUCGGUGCUGGUAUCUUCGCGAGUCACGGCGAGGACGGCAACGGGGACAGCCUCCGGAACCUCUUCUUCCACCAGGAAUUUUCUGAAGACCCAUCUACGACGACAACGGCGACGACGGAGAGUCCUCCCCAGCGUGACGACUGGCGAAAGCUCGCGAUGACCAUCGGCGUUUGCAUCUCGCCGAACGUCCGCUGCCCGGGUCCUCUGGGCCUCGCGUCGUGCUGCUCCCCCUCUCAGCGCUGCUGCAACGGCCGCUGCUGCAACCCGCAAACCACCACCUGCUGCGGCAGCCGCUGCUGCCUGUCGGCACUCAAGCCCCUGUGCUGCCAGGUUCGCACGGCUGUGGUCCCUCGCGUGGUCGCGUCCGCCUGCUGCCCGACCCUCGAUAGGUACGGGAAUGCGACGAACAACGUGUGUUGCGGCGGCAGGUGCUGCAAUAAGGGCAAGUGCUGCAACGGCAAGUGCUGCGGCAGGUUCAGCUACCGCUGCGGUGGCACCACGUGCUGCCCACGGUCAAGAAAGGUCAUGUGCUGCUCUAUCGCUGGGCAGGCUGGGGGAAGCUGCUGCCUGAAAUACAAUCUUUUCGGCAGGCCGACGAACAAUUUUUGCUGCGGGCAGAAGUGUUGCAGGAGGGUCCCAGGAGCGAACGCGAAAUGCUGCGUUGAUACAGCCACCGAGCAGCCGAAAUGCUGCACCCAGUGAACAGUUAGUGUGGAUAGCUACAGUACAGACUAACCUAGUAGUGUGCAUGGAGAAAUAUAGAACGGGCGGGUGUUCAGUAAAGGGGCCACCUCGAGAUUACGCGCGAAGGGGUGGGGCACUGGGGCAACGGAUGGACGGUAUUGUGCUCCAGAUUUUGGUUUUUGUUACUUUUUUUGCUUGUCAUUGUAAUGAAUGAGUACCGUAUUC
Messenger RNA from Closterium sp. NIES-67, 1964 nucleotides. The record is from the annotation of a GenBank genome assembly. Lineage: Eukaryota; Viridiplantae; Streptophyta; Zygnematophyceae; Desmidiales; Closteriaceae.